AUGGCACAACACACCUCAACCCUCCUGAUGCCCCGAAUGGACAUGGGCCACGGGGACAUGGAUGGACCAGAGUGCAAGAUUUCUAUGCUCUGGAACUGGUACACAAUCGACGCCUGCUUCAUUCACCCGUCCUGGCAAAUCACCACCCAGGGCGCCUUCGCUGCCACCUGCAUCGGCAUCAUGUUGAUGGUCGUCCUGCUCGAGUUCCUUCGGCGUUUGGGCAAGGAAUACGACGAGUGGAUCGUGCGUGACUUUCGAAGACGGUCGGCCUUGAUCAGGGAACAGCAGCGUCGUUUGCGUCAGCAACAACAGCGGCAGACUUCCUCAACUAGCUGUGACGGCAAAGGGGCUACGACAUCUGUAACUGAGAGGCGAAGAGGAGGAGGAUACAUGAGCACGAAGGCGACGACCACCACCCUGAAAUUCCGCGCUAGUCCUCUGCAGCAGUUGAUCCGGGCCGUUAUCCACGCUGUCAUGUUCGGAUUGGGCUAUCUGGUCAUGUUGUUGGCCAUGUACUACAAUGGCUACGUGAUCAUCAGCAUCUUGAUCGGGGCGCUGAUUGGCAAGUUUCUGUGCGAUUGGUUGACGGUCCAGUUCGAGAUUCCUGGUGGUGAUGAGGAGGAGGACAUGGAUAUGGAUGGUGGGUUUACCGAUGAAGUGCCGAGGCAGCAGGGAGUGGAGGACGCUACUGUUUGCUGUGGUUGA
Sordaria macrospora k-hell is the source of this 705-nucleotide messenger RNA. RefSeq lists its product as uncharacterized. Gene Ontology annotation, molecular function: copper ion transmembrane transporter activity. Lineage: Eukaryota; Fungi; Ascomycota; Sordariomycetes; Sordariales; Sordariaceae. The record is from RefSeq and is a predicted model, not a curated record. Gene Ontology annotation, biological process: copper ion transmembrane transport. Gene Ontology annotation, cellular component: plasma membrane.